This is a messenger RNA of Boeremia exigua, 936 nucleotides long. RefSeq lists its product as uncharacterized. Lineage: Eukaryota; Fungi; Ascomycota; Dothideomycetes; Pleosporales; Didymellaceae. The record is from RefSeq and is a predicted model, not a curated record. Bases 107 to 832 code for a protein of 241 amino acids. The transcript has 2 exons.
CUCACGCAUCUCUGCACAACAAACAACGUCGCCAUGUGACAAAGCGCAGGACAUCAUCCAUUCUGAAUUGCUCUCUAAAAGUUCAUACGGCAAUGUGCGCACGCAAAUGGUUGAUCUCCUCCUCUUCCCUCCACCGAGCACCAUGAAUGCACAGCUCGGUCGCAAACGAUCGCGUCUUGCACUGGACUCAGACGACGAUGAAGCGCAGCAGCAACGCCAGCCUUCGCCAGCACUCUCUUCAAUGAGCGACACACUCAAGAGAUCAAAGACUCAAUGUGAGCUUGACGAGCUGGACAUCAUCGAGCCAAGAGAUGCCUGGACCGUUGACAUAGGCGCCAUCCUGUCCAGCAAAAUGCUUGCUGCACCACCAGGCGGUGGACUUAAGCCCCACAACAAUUGGCAAAGGUAUAGGAAGGCAGAGUCUACUGUAGUGCUCUGUGUACAAGGAAACCUACAGCUGCAUUACAAUUUGUUAUGCUCCGCUUUGGAUGAUCUUUACGCCUUAGCACCCUCGCUACAGGCUCUGAUACUCUGCCACGACCCUUCUACACAUAAGCCUUCCACGAAUGCGCCUUUCUCGUUGCCUUUGGUCUCGGCAGUGGAUCCACCGGAUAACCAUUUCGUUCGUCUAGGAUUACUUCACCCUCUCGGAGGAGGGAAGUUUCCCUUGGAUGCGCUCGCGGUUGUUGAUAAAAGAGGUCGUCGAAGACUUGUACUGCCGUUUGGGUGGGGUGCUGGGAAGCAUGCGGACACACCAGCCGGUCGAAGCAUACAGAACAGGAUGAUGAUGCUACUGAAGCACUGUAUCAAGACAUUGGAGAAUGAGGUAUGAAGAGAGACCAUGAUACCCAAGACUAAAUAAGAGUUUCGGCACUCAACGCUAAUUACCGCAUGUCACGUCAACACAAUGGAGAGAUCAAGAUUAUUAUCUGUCAA